Lemur catta (Ring-tailed lemur) is the source of this 942-nucleotide messenger RNA. RefSeq names its product olfactory receptor 13D1-like. Lineage: Eukaryota; Metazoa; Chordata; Mammalia; Primates; Lemuridae. Gene Ontology annotation, biological process: G protein-coupled receptor signaling pathway. The transcript has a single exon. Bases 1 to 942 code for a protein of 313 amino acids. Gene Ontology annotation, cellular component: membrane. The record is from RefSeq and is a predicted model, not a curated record. Gene Ontology annotation, molecular function: G protein-coupled receptor activity; olfactory receptor activity.
AUGGAGACACAGAAUUUCUCUCCUGUGACUCAAUUUUUUCUGGUCGGACUUUCCAGAUACCCGGAGUUCCAACUUUCUCUGUUCAUGUUUUGCCUCAUCAUGUACCUGAUAAUCCUCCUGGGAAACACCUUCCUCAUUAUCAUCAGUAUCCUGGAUUCACGCCUCCACACCCUCAUGUACUUCUUCCUUGUAAACUUCUCAUUCUUGGACAUAUGUUAUACAUCCUGUUUCAUUCCUCCAAUGCUCGUUAUAUUUAUGUCUGAGAGAAAAUCCAUCUCCUUCUUUGGUUGUGCUCUGCAGAUGGUUGUCUCCUUUGGCUUGGGCUGCACUGAGUGUAUUCUCCUGGCUGUGAUGGCCUAUGACCGGUAUCUGGCCAUCUGCAACCCACUUAGGUAUCUCAUCAUCAUGAAUAGGAUGCUAUAUGUGCAAAUGGCUGCAUGGUCCUGGAUCAUAGGCUGUCUGAACUCCCUAGUGCAAACAGUCCUGACAAUGCUGUUACCUUUCUGUGGGAAUGUCAUUGACCAUCUUACCUGUGAGUUGUUGGCUCUUCUUAAACUCAUUUGUUCAGACAUCACCAUCAAUGUGCUUAUCAUAACAGUGGGAAGUAUCAUUUUCUUAGUGAUUCCCCUAUUGUCAAUUUUUAUUUCUUAUGUUUUUAUUCUGUCUAUCAUCCUGAGACUUAAUUCUGCUGAGGGGAGAAAGAAAGCCUUUUCUACCUGUUCAGCCCAUCUGGCUGUAGUAAUUUUAUUCUAUGGUUCAGCUCUUUUUAUUUACAUGAAGCCCAAGUCAAAGGACACAAAGACAUCUGAUGAGAUCAUUGGGCUGUUUUAUGGAGUGAUAGCCCCAAUGCUGAACCCCAUUAUCUACAGCCUGGGGAAUAAGGAGGUAAAAGAAGCUGUGAAGAAAGUCCUCAGCAGACACCUGCACUCAUGGAAAAUAUGA